Messenger RNA from Ochotona curzoniae (black-lipped pika), 1374 nucleotides. Its product is annotated as butyrophilin subfamily 1 member A1-like. Gene Ontology annotation, molecular function: signaling receptor binding. Gene Ontology annotation, biological process: T cell receptor signaling pathway; regulation of cytokine production. Gene Ontology annotation, cellular component: external side of plasma membrane. Lineage: Eukaryota; Metazoa; Chordata; Mammalia; Lagomorpha; Ochotonidae. The transcript is spliced from 7 exons. The record is from RefSeq and is a predicted model, not a curated record. The coding region runs from base 1 to 1374 and encodes 457 amino acids.
AUGUUCCAGGUGAUUGGUCCCUCCAAGCCCAUAGUGGCAGUGUUGGGUGGUGAUGCCAUUCUGCCCUGCUCCCUGUGGCCACCCAUGAAUGCAGAAGACAUGGAACUGUGGUGGUUCCGUUCCACAUUCACAGAAGCAGUGCUCGUCUAUCAGAAUGGUCAGGAGCUGGACAAGGAGCAGCUGCCCCAGUAUGCAGGGCGGACCUCACUGGUGAGGGAUUUCCUCUCUCGGGGUGAGGCUGCUGUGUACAUCCAGAACAUACAGGUUUCAGACAAUGGCAAGUACACUUGCCUCUUCAAGCAAGGAAGACUCUCUAAAGUGGCCAUUUUAGACCUUCAGGUGGCAGGCCUGGGCUCUGCCCCACAAGUGCACAUCGAAGGGCCAGAGACGGAUGGAGUUCGUGUGGUGUGCAAGGCUUCAGGGUGGUUCCCGAAGCCCCAGGUGCAGUGGAGAGAUGUCCGUGGAAAGAAGUUCCUGGAGUUCUCUGAGGCCCACACCCAAGAUGCAGCAGGUCUGUUCAGCGUGGAGGCUGCUCUGGUGGUGAGAGACAGCUCUGCAGGGGAUGUGACCUGCUCCAUCCUCAAUCCCAUCCUGGGUCAGGAGAAGGUCAUGGCCAUUCCCAUCCCAGCCUGGAGGAAGGCGCAGCUGUAUGCUGAUUGGCGGAAAGAAGAGUUCCAGGCCUGGUCUGCAAUUCUGAAUCCAGGCUCUGCCAAGGACAAUGUUACUGUUUCUCCAGGAAGGACCUCUGUGACCUGGAGGAACAAAAAAUUUGCUGAUAUGACGAACUCAAAGAAAUCGGGCUCUGUGUUUGGCCUUGAGGGCAUCACUUCAGGAAGAUGUUACUGGGAGGUGGAGAUCAAGGAUGACAUGAGAAGCUGGUGGUUGGUGGGGGUUACUGGGUCAUAUGUGGAAAGGUCAGUUGAUAUUAGCGCACCACCAGGUAGGACAUCAUGGAUUGUAGGUCGUAGGAAAUCUCGAUAUUUUGCCUUUUCUAUGAAUGAAGCAAGGUUUAUAUCAGUCAGGCAGGAGCCCCGCAAGGUUGGGAUCUUCCUGGACUACAGUGAGGGUGAUAUCUCCUUCUAUAACAUGACUGAUGGGUCCCACAUAGUCUCCUUCCCCCCAGCUGUGUUCUCUGGACCCUUGUACCCAUCCUUCAAGCUUCUUUCAGGAGAUGUGACCCUGAGCAUCUGCUCCCCAUUGGGUCAUCGAUCAGCCACAAGUGACCCCGAAAACCCCAAUAAUGCAUCAGAGACCAAUACCACAAGGAAACAAGACAACACACAGGAUGAAGUUAAACACUUCCAUAGCAAAGACAAAUUAGAAGAAUAUGCCAAGCCUAAACCAAGCUCUAAUUUCUCCUUAGAAGAGUGCUAA